AUGGCUGGGAGUAGUGUCUACACACCUUUUUCAUCUAUCUACCAUCACUCAAAGAGGGGAGACCCAGAGGAGGGCAAGCUGCUGGUGGCCAGGGUGCCGGUCUUAGACCCAGAGAGGUCGGGGCAGAGGGUGGCCACAGAGGAGGAGAAAUUGGAGUCUGAGUCCACUUCAUCCCCUGUUACAGACUCUGGAUUCUGUCACAGUGAGAGCUGCUCUGAUGCAUCUUCAAUCCCUUCAUCAUCAGCCACAUUCACAUCAUUCAUGAUUGGUGACCCGUUCACAUUUGUCCUCCUAAAUGAAAAAGAGGGUAGGGUGAAGGUGUGCAAUGGCUCCUUUUGCUGUCACCUGCAGUACAAGCGAAUUUCACAGGGUUACAGUGAGGAGCUGUAUGCACUUGGUGCGUUUGCUGAGCUGCACACUUUGGAUGGAGACCUAUCCCUGCAGGUAUGAACUAAAGGGUUUAUGGAUAUAGACACUGUCCUUUACAACAUGUCUCACCUGUAUCCUUCCUUCUGCAGGUGUGUGCACUCGUCCGUUGUGCAGGGUCGGACCCAAGCUCCUGUGGACAGGGAGUCGAAGAAGCUGAGACCAAAAUGGACUUUAUGAUGGAGGGGAAGUUUUGGAACCAGCAUUAAAGCAUUUUGACAAAUCUGCAGAUGGAAGAGUGACUUUAAAACACUCAGACAUGACUGCUGGACUGGUGACCGCCUGUCUGUACGGAUGGAUGUAUCACCUGGACCACGAAUAAAAUGCUAUUGAAAAGAUGUGCUGAAAUAUUGUAGCUUAAUAAAAAAAAUAAUGUACACAGUCGUAAAAUAGUUUUAUCUAGUGUAACAAAUCAGCUGUGCUGAUCACACACUACA
Messenger RNA from Xyrichtys novacula (pearly razorfish), 863 nucleotides. NCBI's taxonomy places the organism in Eukaryota, Metazoa, Chordata, Actinopteri, Labriformes, Labridae. The record is from the annotation of a GenBank genome assembly.